GGACAACGGCCACAGGAGCGAGUGAGACAAACGACGAUUACACCCUGCGCGGUGAUAGAAAGAGGGAGAAAGAGAAAUAGAGAGAGGGAGAAAUCGCGACAGCGCGCUUGAUGGUGCUAAGCUAGAGCGAAAAGGUGGAAUACCAGGGGUUGGACGGUAGGUAGGACGCAAAGGGGUGGCGCGCGAGAGAAAACCGCUAGCGUGUACCGCAGUACGGGAUAGUGAGCUGCAAGCUAGUCUUCCUCUCUUAUGUUGCGAAAAAGCCACUAUCCGCUGAGACAAUACGACCGUACAGCUGUUCGUUUUCCGCCAUUCUAUAUCUCUUAUGAGGACAGAUUGUUCACGGAGAUGUUCGAUUCCUAUCGUCGUUUCUAGUUCAUGACAAGAUGUGUGUGUGCGUGUGUCAGCGGCGAUAAUUGUGGGAUUCAUUUCGAGAUCGUUCUCGAGACUGCUCUGGAUCUCCUCUGGUGUGAUCAAGUAGUGUCAGUUUUUGUACCAGUUGUCACGACGCGUUUGUCGAAUGUCAAGGACGAUGCGGCAUUUCGUUAUUGUACCACGGCGCGACACCCGUUAGAUCCUAUGUCGGUGACAAUCGUGAAUUGGAGGGACUUGGGCUGGGAAUGCAUGUGUUGCAAGUGAGUGCAGACAGGUUGCGAUGUCAGUGAUAUCUUGUUUUUUUUUUGAAAGCUUUGUCCUUAAGUCGUAAAGUGUACUACUUGUCGUCGGACGAUUUCAUUGAAAUACUGACAAUGCAGUCACCUGUUCCUGAGUGCAGUGAAUCGGAGGAUGAGGAGGUGGAUAACGAUCCUCUCUUAACUGCUUUUAGAAAUGACAGUGGAACGGUAUCCUCGUGAGACGCUGCCACCUGCGGCGAGUGCACCACGGCUUUAGUGGUAUUUAAACGAGGACACAUGGAGUUUCGAUAUCUUUGUCAUUGAUGAAUUUUGCAGAAGAGCUUUGUUGCGUGAAAAAUUGAACGUUUAUUUACGAUAAAAAUUCAAUUGGAGAAAAAAAAUUUUUGUGUGACUGGACAUCUGUUAUAUGCAAAUUUUGAGAUACGUUUUUGAAACGUAAAGAAAUGCUACAAAAUAGAAACAAAAGAGAGAUAUCGUUAAAAAUAAAAUAUAAAUAAUUUUUUUGUAUUUGCUUUUGUCAUUGACAAAAAGCAGAUUCUCGGGGAAACAAAUGAUUUAUCGUUCACAUGAGAUAUACAUAUAUGUUAUGACAUGAAGAAUCACAUCAUGUUUCAAGGUGAUCUAAAGUUUUUAUUGUUUAAACAAGACAAUUCUUUGUGCGAUGUUAUUUUGUCGUACAUUCAACUUGAAAUUUUAAGAGGCAAAGAAAAAAUAUUCUCACGCAUGUAAAAUUCAAUUGUUAUUAAUGUAAAGUAUUAUCGGUAUAUUUGUGUGUGUGAUUAGAGUUGUUGUGAAUCGGUGAAAAUCUAAAGCGCAAAUUAACGUAAUAAAUACAAUUUAAACUUAAGGUACACGGAAAGACAUGACCAUUCAGGAACUCGUUAAGUAAGAUGAAACUGAUGCAAUCUUAUCAAGAUGUUAAAGUUGAGCUCGCGUAACUUACAACCUCCGCGUUGUUUUAGAUGUUGUGUUCGUUGACCGUGACCUUCGAUCACCAUGUGACGUCAUUCAGGUCAGACAGAAACGAUGUCGUGUAAACGAUGUGUCUCGAGAUGCUUAUGUGACCGUUGUCGCGGAGGCAGCUGCAAUUAAUCAAGAGUGUGUUGUGCACAUUCUCUAGAUAUUAUUUUAUUAUCUCGAAGAAUCUCCUGGCAAGACUCUCAUCACAUAAAACAUGCAUUUUUUUGCUGAAUAAUAAAGAUAAAGAUAAUAGCAAAAAGUUUAUUCGAAAAAAAAAUGAACGAUGUUUUAUCUCGUUUUGGUACGCCAAUACUUUUUAUGCGAGAUUCAGCUCUUGUGCGUGUGACUAUGAUCGUUAAUAAUUCAUUUAAGUAGUUUGUAAUGCAUAAAUAAUAUGUCAAGUAAUAUAAGUUUAAAAUAAACAUCGUUUUACUUUGAUAAAAAAGAGCGAUCGCGCAAAUGGAGGGUACUAGAAAACUCUUUUAACUCGCACUCAAAAGAUAAAAAGUGUGACUCUUGUGUGAAACAUCUCGCAAAAUGCUUUAAGUAUAUUUUCAUUUGGCGAAUGAGAAAGAAGUGCGAAUCAAUACAAAACGAUUCCAAGGGAAUUUUCGAAUAUACUUUUCCGUAGUUGCGCAAGGUGCGUUAAUGUUUCACCCUGUUCUAUUGUUAUUAACGAUCAAUCGUUAUUGUUGUCUUGAGAGGAAAGCGUUCAAUGUAUGCGUCACUUGAUAUCAGAAGUAGGAGUACAAGAAGUGGGAAACUUUAUGGAACUCUCCUUCACGUUAAUCGAAGUUUGACAAUGAUUGGAACCAAGAAAUGGAACAGAAGGGAAUCUCAAGUCACUCUUUUAUGCUCGAUCGUUAUUAUUAUCUAAUCUGCGCUUUUUGAUGCAUUUUCGGUGAUCAAGAGUAGCCGACGCAACUUGUUAUUCUAUAUAAUCAACAAAAGAUAUAAAUAUCGUCGAUGAUAUUUAUUAUAUUAAAACGUUAGUUACAUGAGAUUUGUUAAAGUUCAUUAGAAAUUAGGAAUUAGAAUUUUGAAAAACUACUUUUAAAACCUAAAUCUUUAUUGUGAAUUCUUCGUUGUGAAAAUCAAUAAGUUAGCAUCGGAAAAAUUAAUGUUCAGCGUUACGAAGUUUUUCAGAAUUUUUAUGAACAUUGUUAAUGUAUUAAGAGCUUAUUAGUUGGAAUAAUAUCAACUAUAGUAGUUUGUGCAAUAGCUUGCAAUAUUCUCAACAAAGCAAAAAAUGCUUUAAUUGGUAAUAUUCUACAAAGCGAAAAUAUACAUAUAAAACUACCUCGCAAAGUUACUACAAGUUAUCGUCUUCCAUCUUGUUUUGAGAGAAAACAACAAUGGAGAAGGAGAAAUUUCUCUCUGUUUCGAAGAACCAGGACUUACAAAUUCUUCCGUUACAAAUUUACUCGGUAGAUCGAAUACAAGAUCAAAAUAAUUUAGAUUGAAAGUUCGUUUUACUGAAUAGAUUUCAAGAUUACCCCGUCGCUUCUUCUCUCAACAUACUUUUGCCGAGGGUUUUUAAUUACGCUUGUAAGAAAGACAAUACUUAACUCGAACGUAAUCGACUUUCACGAAUAGCGAAACAGCUUUAAGUAGACGCUCAUAUUUUCUGCAAUAAUUUUAUUGCCUGCUGUGUAUCAAGCAAGCAGUUCUAAUAGUCUUUGAUGCCUCUUAAAAAACUAGAAACAGAAAGGCUCUGCUAAUUUAUUGCAAGCAUGAAUGUUAGAUCUCCGACGACAGUGACUUUUUUAAAAAUUUGAUAAUUAAAGAAAUAAUAAAUGUACGAAAUACAUUUAUAACAUAUUGAAACUAUGCUCAUGCAAGAUUAAUGGAUUAUUCAGAAUAUGAAUAUAAAACAGAAUAUGAAUACAAAAAUAUUAUAAAGCAUUUACAAUAUUGUAUUCACAAAAUGAGAACAAUGUUAUAACAAUUAUAGAAAAGAUGAACAAAAAUUCUAAAUCUUUUAUAACAAGCUAAUUGAGCUAUUACACAUUAGAACUAUUAUUUUUUCAAGAUGUUCAUUCAAGAUUUGUCAAUUUCUUCUCUCCGUUAUCAAUCAAUUAUGUAUAUACGUAUCUUCGAAUUUGUUCAUCGUGCCUGGUCGAUCACUUAUAACUACUUUGCUAAAUGAUUGGAGAAGAUUUAUGGCAAUGUGGUCAAAAGAACGAUGUGGCCGGACGUCGCCGGUAAAUCUCACACGUUCUGCGAUCAUUUCAAAGUGAAGCUGCCGGGAGUGAAGAAAAAGAAGAAGUGUAAAGAGAACGAAUCAGCGUGCUGUAAAAUCUUCACCCUGUUUCAUUAUCGUAAGCCUCGGGAUCCGCUUCGUGGUUCCAGCACAGCCUCGUCGGUGCCCUUGCUCGAUAUGGGCGCCAGAGCAUGGGACUACGAGGCCUUGCCGGAACUCCACACUUCGACGGCGGUCACGCCGACCUCGACGCCACCGAACGCGUCCCAACAGAAAACGCCUAAAGUGUAUUUUCAAGCAGAAAAUCUGGCGUCCACUAGGCGAAGAAGCAGCAGUAGACUGUUGGCGCCCCAACAGUCCUGCAGGAGACGCAGCCGGAGCAUGAGUGCUUGGAGUGACCUGUCCAGGUCGUCCUUUAGAUUGGAGGAAAGAGUUCGCGUUGAGUAUUAUGUGAACGAAAAUACAUUCAAGGAACGACUGCAGUUGUACUUUAUCAAGAAUCAACGUUCCAGUUUGAGGAUACGACUUGCCAAUCUCUUCCUCAAGCUCUUGACAUGCUUCCUGUAUAUAUUCAGGGUUGUUACCGAAAACGAUCCAACAUUCGCAGCAUGUUAUGGUUGCACACCCGGCAACAAGACCGAGUUUCUCGCGUCGCAAAACUUGACGGAGGAGGAGUUUCAGGAGCACCCGACCAUCAAUUGGGAUGCGAUCCUGUGGGUCAGGAGACCUUUAGAGUUGUGGGUUGUCCAAGUCAUCUUGGCUAUGGUAUCGUUAACCGAAGCUUUGCUGCUUGCCUAUCUCGGUUACAAGGGAAAUGUCUGGCAACAGCUUCUGUCCUUCCAUUUCAUCCUGGAACUGGUCAACACGAUCCCGUUUACCAUCACGUUAUUGUACCCGCCAAUGAGACAUCUGUUCAUUCCGGUGUUUCUAAAUUGCUGGUUAGCAAAGCACUCUUUAGAAAACAUGUUUAACGACCUUCACCGAGCAAUGCAGAAAUCCCAAUCGGCAUUAAGUCAACAGUUGAUGAUCCUUAGUGCUACGUUACUGUGCCUUGUCUUUACUAGCGUAUGCGGGAUUCAGCACUUUCAGAGAGCGGGGCACAGGCAUUUAAAUCUAUUUCAAAGUACGUACUACGUUGUGGUAACGUUCUCCACGGUAGGCUACGGGGAUUUCGUGCCAGACAUUUGGCCUUCACAACUUUAUAUGGUCAUUAUGAUCUGUGUGGCUCUUAUAGUGUUACCAACACAGUUCGAACAGUUAGCUUUCACAUGGAUGGAGCGACAGAAGCUGGGCGGCUCGUAUUCGUCGCACAGAGCGCAAAGCGAGAAGCACGUGGUAGUUUGCAGUACGACACUACAAGCCGACACCAUUAUGGACUUUCUAAAUGAGUUUUACGCUCAUCCUUUGCUACAGGAUUAUUAUGUGGUACUUUUAUCACCGAUGGAACUUGAUACCACAAUGCGGAUGAUUCUGCAAGUGCCAAUCUGGGCACAGAGAGUGAUCUAUAUACAGGGCUCUUGCCUGAAAGAUGGCGAUCUUGCGAGAGCCAGGAUGAAUGAGGCAGAAGCCUGUUUCGUGUUGGCAGCGAGAAAUUAUGCUGACAAAACCGCUGCUGAUGAGCACACGAUACUCAGAUCAUGGGCUGUGAAAGAUUUUGCACCCAAUGUUCCUCAAUAUGUUCAAAUCUUCCGUCCGGAAAAUAAGCUCCACGUGAAAUUCGCGGAGCACGUGGUAUGCGAGGAUGAAUUUAAAUACGCCCUUUUGGCAAAUAAUUGCACGUGUCCCGGCGCAUCGACAUUGGUUACCCUGUUGCUGCACACAUCCAGAGGACAAGAAGGUCAACAGUCACAAGAAGAAUGGCACAGAUUAUAUGGUAAAUGUUCCGGUAACGAGAUUUAUCACAUAAUUCUCGGGGACUCCCGCUUUUUCGGAGAAUAUGAGGGAAAAUCCUUCACCUACGCGUCCUUCCACAGCCACAGGAAAUACGGAGUUGCGCUUGUCGCAGUCAGACCGGCGGAACUUCCGGAAUUUUACGAGGACACUAUUCUGUUGAAUCCUGGGCCACGACAUAUAAUGAAGAAGACCGAUACUUGCUACUACAUGAGCAUCACCAAGGAGGAAAAUUCUGCAUUUGUGGUCGCGAAUAAUCAGGGCGUUAUUGGCGAGGGAACGCAGGUGAUCGUCGAGGCAAAGACAGACGCGACGUCUGCGAAUAACGGGUCGACAAUGAGUACCCCAACGACCAACGCUAUAACGGCGGCCACAGGGGCAACAUCGGCGACGACGACGACGACAACUACUACGACGAUAUCAACCAGCUGCACCGGUGGCGGCGACGGGAACGGUACAGCAAUCAGCAACGGUGCCGACGCGCACCAACGAUUUUCCAACAGUUGUAACAUUACGCUGACAAGCGAAACACUCUGCAGACAGGAGACCUGCACGGGGCCCCGUGCGCAGGACCAGUCGAACGGUCCUCAAAGUCAUAGGGCCCCGUUGCCACCGCAGGUUAUUUUGCAGGUCCUCCCUAGCACGCCCAUACCAACCCAACACUACAACUUACUCGCAUCCAAUGUCCACCCGACUUAUCUCGAUCCCACCGGAUUCGGGGACUCGAGGCAAUGCUUAAAAGAGGGAGGAUCAACGCCACAAACACCAAUCACGGGAAAUCAUCUUGACGUGCCACGAUCUCUCGAUCCGAAUCCCAAUCUGCUUAGUCCUGAAAUUCUAACGCAAAGGAGAGGAAGCAGGAGACCAAGUAUUCUACCAGUACCAGACAUGUUAACUAGUUCAACGUUACAUCUGCCUGGUCAAGAAUCCUUGGACCAUGAGGCUGACGAAUCGGAGGAUGAAAUGGAUGAUGAUGUUCCUUGGAGAUCGCCAAGCGAGAAAAUUGCCUUCAAAGGGAUCGUCAAGGGAUUUCCGCCAGUUUCACCCUUUAUUGGAGUCUCGCCAACCUUGUGCUAUCUUCUUAAAGAGAAGAAACCUCUCUGUUGCCUUCAGCUGGCUCAGGUGUGCCAGCAUUGCAGUUAUAGAAACGCCAAAGAGUAUAAUUGGCAGAAUAAAACUAUUAUACUAGCAGCGGAUUACGCUAGCAAUGGAAUUUAUAACUUUAUAAUACCAUUGAGAGCGCAUUUUAGGUCAAAAACAUCGUUAAAUCCGAUUAUCCUUUUGCUGGAGAGAAAACCGGAAAUCGCGUUUCUCGACGCAGUGUCCUACUUUCCGUUAGUCUACUGGAUGCGCGGCUCUAUUGACUGCUUAGACGACCUUCUCCGAGCUGGUAUCACUUUGGCGGAAAACGUCGUAGUCGUAAACAAGGAACUCAACAAUUCCGCCGAGGAGGACACCCUGGCUGAUUGCAACACAAUCGUUGCGGUACAAACAAUGUUUAAAUUUUUCCCGAGCAUAAAGAGCAUAACAGAAUUGUCCCAGUCGAGCAAUAUGCGUUUCAUGCAGUUCCGAGCACACGACAAGUAUGCUUUGCACCUCAGCAAAAUGGAAAAGGUACUCCUCAGUGCUACUACCGAUGACAACUACUCCAAAGAGCCUCCGAUGGGCUCUCCGAGGGAAAAAGAAAGAGGAUCUCACAUAUCGUAUAUGUUCCGAUUGCCGUUCGCCGCCGGUAGUGUCUUCAGCGCCUCGAUGUUAGAUACUUUACUUUAUCAAGCGUUCGUCAAAGAUUACGUGAUAACAUUCGUAAGACUGUUGUUGGGAGUCGAUCAAGCACCAGGAUCUGGAUUUCUCACGUCGAUGCGUAUAACGAAAGAUGACAUGUGGAUUAGAACGUAUGGCAGAUUGUAUCAAAAACUCUGUUCGACUACCUGCGAAAUUCCAAUUGGAAUAUACAGGACACAGGACACUACUGUAUCUGACUCUUCGCACGGCGACUCAGACGCGGAAAGUGACACAGGCGUCGGUGUGACGUACAAGGUGCGUCAUUCGGCGGCAGCUUCAUGUCUUGCGAAUUGUGCCACCCGCGACAAGGGUGCAUCUGCUUAUUCGGUGAGUCUUGGGGACGAGGCGCGCGACAACCACGCGCAGCAGAUCGAACGAGCGGAAAUUGCGAACCUGGUGCGCUCGCGGAUGGAAUCGCUGAAUCUGCCCGUUGCCGAUUACGAUGACGUGUCGGAGAAGCGUAAUAGCCUCUCCUACGUGAUUAUCAACCCGAGCUGUGAUCUGAAACUCGAGGAGGGUGACAUCGUCUAUUUGGUGCGACCCAGUCCGUUCUCCGCACAGAAGACCUUCGAGCGGCACAACUCUCGACGCAAGAGCAACAUCAGUUUCUGCUCGGCGCAGUUGGUAUCGCAGAUGAGCGCGGCGGUAGCGGCCGCAGGUCUACAAACCGGCGGUCCGGGUAGUCGUCGCGGUUCCAGCAUAGGUUUGGCCAGGGCACCACCCCUGGGCACGACUAAGUCAAAUUCGCUGUCUCUACCUGAUAGUCCUACCGUAGCCGGCACUCUGCGCGGUCGUUCGAACUCAUUGAGAGUGGUCGACGAUAUACUGCUGCGACGUAGUAAUUCCCUGAGGCAGGGCCUGACCAUGACGACCAGGCGGAAAAGCAGUCUGGAAGACAUCGGUCUGGGUGCGCUUUCACAUCCCUCCAAUCAUAAUCCUAUUAAGAUCGCCUUGAACGGCUCAAUCGGUUUGGAGGUAACACCGCCAGAGGAGGGCUCGCAGGCUGGUGGCGGCGCCAGUAACACCGGCAUCCUCGACGUAGGUCUGCCCUCCAUGCCAGAACUUAACGCAGCCUUGGGACCCAGUCUUGGCGCGGGCCUUGGUGGCUCCUUAGGUGGUCUCUAUGAUCCACCCUCCCUUCAGUGCUCUAUGGGCUCGCCCUGCCAAUCGCCACAGUUGCAGGGUACCACACAAGAUCCGCAGCACAUACAAGGGACAAUAGUAUGAUAUAACCUAAUGUGGGGACGCAGGCUCUCCGGCGUGGCACGAAAUAAGUGGCUGUAGCGUUCCCACAUGGCAUUUAAGGCUGGGUGACAUCAAGAAUGACGUACGUCCUUACAGUGGCCGUAACGGAUCAACACAGGAUAAUUGAACAACAUGUUUCGUGGGACUGACCAAGCCGAAUGAAUGAGACGGCUGGAGAGCAAGGUGUUUCGAUGAAAUUAACCACUGAUUGAUGACUAUUGCGCAGCGUCACACAGAAGGUACUUUGUAAUAUUUAAAAUAAGUUGGGAUGAGAUUACUUCAACUUAUUUAACUUAGUUUUGAUUGACUUAGAAUUUGACUUAGAAUUUAUUUCUAUAUUAUAGUUCCCAUAUUUCUCAAAUCUAAAUAUAUAAAUUUAAAAGUUUUAGUAAGUAAAUAACAUUUAUUAAUGCAAUUUACUAAUACUAAUAUUAAAAUUAUUUUAAAUUGACUAUUAACUAUAUUUAUGAAUACUUACAGUAAUCAAUUUUUAUGAAAUAAUAAUUGAUAUUAAAGGAUAAAUUCUUUACUUUAGUUUUAGUGUUAACAUAUUAUUUAACAAUAAAAUUAAUAUAUUACGUAAUCUUAUUGAAUUACUCCCACCCCAAUUUAUGAUAAUACUUCUUUUCGCUUCGAAAUAGCAAUUUCGAUUAACAUUUGAUGAACACAGGUAUAUCGAAUCGUAACUGUGAUACAACCCAUUAAUUUUCUGAAGAAUAUGGUUUCUAUUUAUGAAGGAUCUUGUUAGAGAUCUUAAUAAUCACAAUCGUAAAAAAAUCGUGUUAGUUAAAAAUUAAUAUAUAUACAACUCUGUUAUUAGAAAGUGAUAUAAUGUGUUGCGGGCUUCGUAUUUUGAUGUACUUUACUUUUAUAAUUCGUGCUAUAUUAGCAGCUAGUUCUUAAAACGUUUUGCUCUCUAGAUCGCCUCUAGCGUACCGACAUCCGUGUCUCCGACUUCAUUCAUCAGACAGUAGUUCAUAUAAAGUUAGUGCAAAACGGCACGUAAAAAAAGGGAGUGCUUUGCGUGACGGCAAGCACAUAUUUUGAAUCAUUUGUAAUUUAAGCAUACUUAUAAUAAAAUUUACUACAAAUUUAUAUUAUUUUUUCCAUUAUAAAAUCAGUUUGGAAAUUGUAAAAUACUUUUAAAUUAAAAAAAGAAUAUAUAUAUUAAAAAUUGUUAUAAAUUUUAUUUAUUUUUAAAUUUGUCUUUUAAUUAAGUAAAAGAGAGAACAUAAACUUUUUAAAUAAAUAGUUAUGUUUUAAUUUAUAAUUACAUCACUUACAAUUAAUAAUUAGUAAACUGAAAUCACGAUUCAUAAUAAAUGCUUGUGUCUGUUAUUCAUUUCAUACAUUUUCGACGAGAAUGCGAAACGAGAAUACGACAAGAAUGUAUAAUGCACUCGAUUCUUACGUAGCGUCACGCUCAGCGAUCGAGCGUGAAUAAUUUUAUAAUAGAGAGAAAAUUUACGGUGAGAGUCUAUUAUAUAUAUAUAUAUAUUAUAGAAAUACGACCAUUUUAAUCAUAUCACGCGAGAGUGCGACUCACGCGGAAGGCAUCAUUAUAUCUUACAUAAAUAGGAGGAAUAUUUUAGAAAAUUUAAAUGCUUAGAACACGCGCGUAUAUUAUCAUGAUUUUUUGCGUGAUUAAUAAAUCGUCAUUGUAUUUUAAUGUCGAGUCGCAGGACGAUUGUCGACUUUCGUGACGCCUAGAUUUACGGUCGAUAUUUCACACCAAUAUAGACAAGAAUUGUAUCGUGAAAAUUACGUGAUAGACGAGAAUCGAUCGCAAAUGAAUUGCACGAAGAUUAUUACUACUAUUACCUUUUUCUCCUUCUAUACUACUUAAUUUACUCUUGUAUUACUUUUAGCCUUGAUCCACGUAUUUCUGGUAUUAUUCCAAAAGUUAGUUAUCGUUAGCGAGUGAGUAACGACUGUUCUCGCUUGAUAAUUCUAUAAUCCUUUCAAUUAGUCGAAAGAGUCGUAAUUUGCCACUUAAGACAAGUUGCACCGACUGGACUAGGAUUUUAAUUGUGAAUAAUAUGUUUCUAAUUUUUCUCUAAAUUAUCAUAUUAUCAUAUAAUAAUGUCGACAGAAUAAAACACCGAAUUGUAAAAAUUAAAGAAUAUUUAAAAGAUUUUAUAAAGAGUAUCUAAAAGAUUAAUAAUGUUGUGUCUGAGCAAGCGUAUAUCACAAUUAUCCAGUUGGUGCAAGAGAAUUCAAUCUUUGACGUGAUGCCGCAAUUGCGAUGCUCAUAGCCAAAUGCAAUCGUUCGUUGACCAAUUUACACUUUUCUUCGACCAAUCGAGUCAUAUUAUCAAGUACCUGCUUUGAUAUUGCUUUCAUUAAACCUAGUCAAUUUGGUACUAUUAAAUGGGCGAUUAGAAAUCUGUUCCAUGAAACAACUUUAUAAUUUUUUAGAUUAUUAUUUUUUACUUUAUUAGUUUUUUUUUAAUAAGUAAACAUUCUAAUAAAGCAUUAAAAUUUGCAAAUAAUAAUUGCAUAAAGUAAUAUUGAUAACAAUGAGGAAAGUAUUUGUUUGAUCGGAUGAUAAUAAAAACUAUUAAUUUUUAAAUAUUAUAUUUACCAUUUAAUCCAUAAUUAGUCAUAAAAUAACAUGAAAGAAUUUUUAUAACAUUAAUUUUUUAGAAAAUGCUUUACUGAUGCAUAUUAAAAAGCAAGUUGUGUUACCCAUGCGAUGUACCAUGCAGUAAUUUAAAUUUGAUUAUAAUUAAAAAUUAAAGUAAAAAUUACAUACAUUUUUAAGAGCGCAAGAGCGCAAGAGCGUAGAAAAUAGAAAACUGAAAAGUCAAUUCAUGGAAUAGAUCAGGCAUGUUUUAACGCCAAAAUAAAUACGACAAAGUAGAUACAAUAAUUCAUUUCGGGCGGAGUCGAGAUGAGGUCCGUGGCAAAUCUUGAAUGCACUUUGUACAAAAUCAAAAUGUAAAAUAAGUAACGUGCUUGUUUUCUUUUAUUUGAACUCGAUUUACAUCCAAUUGAGAAUAUCAGAAUUAUCGUAUCACAUUGAAAUAUUGCAUUUUUGUCGUUCUACUAUUUGGUUGAAACAAAAUUGACCAUUUCUAACUUCUGUUCACUCACGCAUAUUUGAAUCUUUAAUCAAAUUAUUUUCUCUUACUCUAUAUACCACUCUUUUUCCAUCAUUAGCUCUUUAUUUUUUUCUCUUUAAUUAUGGCUGAGACCUUUAUCGGCGAAAACAAUUCGUUAAUUUUUAUACAUAUAAAUAUCAUACGAGCGAAUCACCUUUCGGAAAAGAAUAGUAAAAGAUUUUUUAUGUAGUGAGUAGUACAGAUUCCUACAUCUUGAAGAACAUGAUAAUCGCGACUUUAUCUCGAAUAAUAACGGAGAGGCUCAGAAAUUUUGUGUAAUUUUAUCGAGCAACAUGUUGACAGAGAGAAGGCCGCCCAGUUACAGCCGAAUUAUCGUUUUGACAUGCUAUUACGUAAAAUAGUAUUAGCAAGAAGAUAAAAAUUAUAUAGUUUGCCAUGUCACGGAACUUUCUAUUUCUAAUUAAAAAUUUAUUGCUCAAGUUUCCCAGACUCUCUCCUGAAUUACCUUUCCUUCACUUUAAGAGGAAUUCCGCUGAAUUUGAGAAUACUUUUAGACACAAUAUAUUAUGUAUCAAUCUAAACUUCUUUUAUUUAUGUGGAAAAUGUAUCUCGAUGAGAAGAUUACAUUAUAAGAUUAUGCAGAAUGAAUUUAAUGAAUCCUAGGGAUGCAUCGAAGGCAUCCACGUAUCCUCGUGCUAUUACCAGAGCGAAUAAAAAGGUUAUUCGGAGAGUAUAUAUACACUUGUAAUUAAUUAUAGGACGAAAUCCAAUAUGAUGUGACCUGACUCUUCAUAGCUGAAUUCAAUAAUCUAUAGAGUAUUACAUUACAAUUUAAUGCGGCAAAGUCACGGCGAUGGUGCUUGCUGCUCUCGAGGAAGAUUGUUCGAAUUACGUCUCGAAUGAGGGCGCGAUUGAUUCCGCGAAACUUUGCAUAAAGCCCUUCUUACAAUAUGCAAGAAUUUAAUAAUUUGCGUAUGUAAUUCUUGCACAGUGUAGGAUAAAUACAACGAUUUAUCAUGAGUGCAAUGUACGUUUGACUUUUCGAAAAACAGAACAUUAAAUUUGAUUUGAAUAUU
Monomorium pharaonis (pharaoh ant) is the source of this 12859-nucleotide messenger RNA. It is a transcript of the gene SLO2, whose product is annotated as potassium channel subfamily T member 1. Gene Ontology annotation, molecular function: intracellular sodium-activated potassium channel activity. The transcript is spliced from 24 exons. NCBI's taxonomy places the organism in Eukaryota, Metazoa, Arthropoda, Insecta, Hymenoptera, Formicidae. Gene Ontology annotation, biological process: potassium ion transport. The coding region runs from base 3781 to 8700 and encodes 1639 amino acids. Gene Ontology annotation, cellular component: membrane. The record is from RefSeq and is a predicted model, not a curated record.